Molecule: messenger RNA, 2665 nt
Organism: Boleophthalmus pectinirostris (great blue-spotted mudskipper)
Lineage: Eukaryota; Metazoa; Chordata; Actinopteri; Gobiiformes; Gobiidae
Product: replication protein A 70 kDa DNA-binding subunit-like
Exons: 18
Coding region: 102-2102 (666 amino acids)
Biological process (GO): telomere maintenance via telomerase; DNA replication; double-strand break repair via homologous recombination
Cellular component (GO): nucleus; DNA replication factor A complex
Molecular function (GO): damaged DNA binding; single-stranded telomeric DNA binding
Source: RefSeq, a predicted model, not a curated record
CACCCUUUUUCUCGCGAUACUCGCAGUCCCUUUAACUUAAGACAAGAAAAGCUAAAAACGACACGUCUUAUUUUCUUCAGAGUAACUUUUCUCAGGACAGUAUGACUGUGAGACUCACAGAAGGGGCAAUCGAAGCCCUGUUCAAAGGCACACCAAUUUCUAAUACAGUGCUCCAGCUGUUGAACUCCAAAAAGAUUGGAAAUGACUUGCCAAGGAUUCGACUUAUUAUGAGUGAUGGGGUACACAGUUCAGCAUCCUUCCUACUUGCGACACAGCUAAACCAUCUUUUUGAUGAGAAUCAACUGGAACCAUACUGUGUAUGUCUGUUGAAAAAAGUUGUUGUCAAUUCUUUAAAAGAUGGAAGACUUGUGAUUAGUAUAGUUGACAUUGAAGUUCUCAAGUCAGCUGAGGAAGUUGGAGAGAAGAUUGGAAAUCCUGUUCUGUACAAUUCAAAUAGUACAGAUCUAACCUCUUCACAAGAGGGGGCAGCUUCUGGUACCCCUCCCUCGGCAUCUGAGGUUGAGGAAAGCAACUCCUUCAGCCCAAAGAGCAAUAAAACAUCACCACAGAAGCAUCUCUCAAGUACCCCUCCCUCCACAUCUACUUCAGAACAUACAAAAUUCAACUUCAAGAGCAAUAAUAAAACCCCGUCACCACAGAAGUUUAUCCCAAGUACUCCUCCUUCAACAUCGAAAGCAAGACCUGGACCUUACACUCCCUCUCCUUCUAAAGGAAGAGGCCGAGGCUAUACAGGGAAGUCCCCCAUGAAGAGUGCAAACACCUUGCCUGACUCUCCCGCUAAAGUCAUCCCCAUUUCAGCGCUGAACCCAUACCAGACCAAGUGGACUAUCAAAGCCCGAGUCACUAAUAAGUCUAAAGAACGGACUUGGAGCAAUUCAAAAGGAGAGGGGAAGCUGUUCUCAUUUGAAAUUGUGGACCAGAGUGGAGAAAUCAAGGUCACUGCUUUCAACAAAGAAGUGGAAAAGUUUUACUCUCUACUGGAGCAAGGCAAGGUGUACUACAUUUCCAAGGCAACACUGAAGGCAGCCAAUAAACAGUUCAACACGCUGAGCCAUGAGUAUGAGAUGACGCUGCAUGCCAACUCCUCCAUUGUACCAUGCAAUGAUGGCGAUGGCGUCCCCGAUGUGCACUGCAAUUUUGUACCCAUUUCUGAACUGGAACAAAGAGAAAAAGAUACAAUACUCGAUGUGAUCGGUGUGGUGAAGAGCGCAGAGGACGUGUCACGGAUCACCACUAAGAGCAGCAGGGAGGUCUCCAAAAGGGCCCUCAGCCUCGUGGACACCAGUGGGAAAGUGGUGACUGCGACGCUCUGGGGAGAGGAGGCUGAGAAGUUUGAUGGCUCUGGGCACCCGGUUGUUGCCAUCAAAGGGGCUCGCUUGUCUGAUUUUGGGGGCAGAUCGCUCUCCGCUUUGUUCAGCUCCACAAUCUUGGUCAAUCCAGACCUUCCUGAGGCGUUCAGAUUAAGGGCCUGGUUUGACCGAGAAGGCCACGCGGCCGACAGCCAAUCCCUGACAGAGGCGAGGUUGGUGGGCAGCGGAGCAAAAAUGAACUGGAAAACACUGAGCGAUGUUAAGACUGAGCAUAUGGGGCACGAAGAGAAGGCGGAUUACUUCAGCUGCGUGGCUACAGUGGUGUACAUCCGAAAGGAGAACUGCCUGUACCGGGCCUGUCCCUCCUCAAACUGCAACAAAAAGGUCCUGGAUCAACACAACGGCCUGUACCGCUGUGAGAAAUGUGACCGCGACUACCCCAACUUUCAGUACAGAUUGCUGCUUUCGGCGAACUUGUCCGACUACGGGGACAACCAGUGGGUGACGUGUUUCCAGGAGACAGCUGAGGCGCUGCUGGGGCACAGUGCACAGCGUCUGGGUCGGCUCAGAGACACAGACGAGGAAGCAUUUAACCAAGUGUUCCAGAGAGCUACCUUCACAACGCACAUCUUUAAAAACAGAGUAAAGCUGGAAACGUACAACGAUGAGACCCGGGUGAAGGUAACUGUGUUGGAAAUCCUCCCGGUGGACCACAAGGAGUACAGCCGCAGACUCAUCAGAAACAUCCACAAAAUGUCCGCCUCAACUUGACCCCCUCAGUGAAACAGGGCUGAAUCAGAGCUGCUCAUGUGACUCUGGUCCAGUUUCUUCUAUCGGAGAGAAGCAGCAGCAGCUAGAGGCCGGGGGUGUGAAUCAUCAAAGAAAAUGACAGCCAAACAAGAGACUGGUAUUUACUGUUCAUUUGUGUUUGUUGACCAUCUGUGGUACAUUUGUUUGGAGGAAAGAACUUGUUUGAACAGUUUAAAGUGGGUCAUUGCAGAUGCAUGGGCAUACAUUACGGAAGUUGCACUAGUAUUUUAUUGUACAUUUAACUGAUUUUUUUCUUUUGUCACUGUUGUUUUAAAGCAUUUCUAUUUUCAAGUUAAUGAGCAACAGAUCACAGAAAUCUGCUGACAGAAAUUCUGAACACUCCGAACUGAGAUAUUCAGAGUUGUGUCACUUUUGUUUAAUCUUGUUAAGAGUUUCUUAUUUUUGUGGAGUUUUAUAAUUAUUGUUAAAGAUCGUUCAAUAAUUAUUUAACAGUGUGAUCAUAUUUGAAGUGUUUUGGGCCUCCUAAAUACUGUUAAAAAGUGUGAUUAAAGAAGGCUCUUUUA